GCUGUAUACUUGUACUUAGUAGUAACGUUACUGUCUGGAUGCUAGGGAAUAAUAUACAAUCCUUUGCUCUAGAUACUAAGCAAAGCCCUGACAUUUAACUUUAACUUUAGUGUUACUGUAUCAAACAAUCAAACAUUUCAGUUUAUUGCUUCCAGUGUGCACUCGCCAUGUCAAAACGUCGUUGUCAACCAUGUGAAAAACUUCCUGAUCUGAAUUGAACGAGUUUGGAUUCAAUGUGAUUGUGCUCUACUAUUGUGCCGAAUCUUCGAUCGCAUCAUAUCGCCGUGCUGCCGAUGGUUGACUUUUAUGCUUAUGAGUUCCAACAAGUUCUGUUUUGAGAACAGUUUAGAAUAAUCGAGUUCAUAUAGGAUUCUUUUACAUAGCUUGAAGAUAAGAAUUUAAUUGUUUUAUUUGUUCGAGAUUUAGAGACAUUUUGACUAUUUUGCGCCAAUUAAGGAGCUUAGAGCAUACAAUUACGGCCUGCAAAUCAAAACAUAUCGAAUUUAUUUGCUGUUAAAGAAUUCUCAAAAGUUUUCAAGAGUUUAUAUUCAGGAAACUUUACUGAAGUGGAAUGAAAAAGUAUUCUUAUCAAGAUAUUAGUCUUAUUGAAUAGCAGGUAUAUAGUUCAGAAAAACUACUAACAUGAGAGCUUUUAUAUAUUUUAUUGCUCAUUUUUAUUAGAAGAAAAAAAAAGAGUUAAUUAUUUAUAUGAUAGUACUAUAUGAAUCUAAUAAUUAGGAGUCGUGCUUAGCAUGCUGUAUAUCUUUUCACAUAACAAAUGGUAUAUAUGCUUUUAAGAAGUUGAAGAAUUAAGAUAUGACUAGUAUGAACCUACAAAUGAAUGCAUUAACUGAGAAGCAAAUGUAGGAAUCUUAGAGGAUGACAGCAAUUAACAUUGUAUAUUCAUAAAUAUAUUUGAAUUCAAACGCACUACUGUGUAAAAAAAGUUCUUGAAUAUUUAUGUAUAUAAAUGCAAUUUUUAUUAUAUUCUGGAUUCCACCACAUAAAGGACUUCAACCUUCACCUGUGCUGACAAUUCUGGAGAUGUUAGAACAUUUUUAUUCCUUUUUUCACUUACUUUCCUCUUGAUAAGAAAGACGUGGCAAUUAGAAAUUAAGAAUAUUUUUUUUUUUUUUAGCAUUGAAAUACUGUUUCUGUGCAAGCUUUUGUGUGGAACACAGGAAAGCCACAGUUUGUUUCGCAUACAGUUCUAUUUUAGGAUUAUUGUACUUGACAGUUUACUGAUACAUUAGACAACAUGACUGAUGUGGAAGUCGCGCAGGACUUAACCAUGGACAACAGACCUGGGAAAGACCAGAGUGACCAAUCAGACCAAAGUGAUUUAAGUCAUUCUGAAGAAAAUAACAAUGAGUGCAAAUCAUCUGAAACAACUGAUGAACUCGCUUCAUUAAAGAAUACCUAUGUUUGUAAUGUAUGCAACGAAGGAUUUUCUCAGAAAAGUGUUUUGAUAAUUCAUUUAUUUUCUCAUGCGAAAGAGAUACCUUGUGUGUGUGAAAAAUGCGGGAAAGAGUUUAGUCAUAUGAGCGAUUUAGUGAAACACAUGCGUAUUCAUAGGAGAGAAAAAUCUCAUGUGUGUGAGAUUUGCAGUAAAACAUUUUCCUUAAAAAGAAAUUUAAUAAUCCAUUUACGCACGCAUUCGAAAGAAAAACCUUGUGUGUGUGAGGAAUGCGGGAAAGCGUUUAGUGAUAGAAGCAAUUUAGGGAGACACUUGCGAAUUCAUACGCAAGAAAAACCCCAUGUUUGCGAGGUAUGCAACAAAGCUUUUGGUCAAAAGAGCCAUUUAAAACGGCAUGCUCUUUCACAUACGGGAGAGAAAUCUAACGUGUGCGAGAUAUGUGGUAAAAGUUUUGUCAAGAAAGCUUUUUUCAGAAAGCACAUGCUUACUCAUCCAGAUGGGAAGGGUUUCGUUUGUGACGAAUGCAACAAAGAAUUCACAUCAAAAAAGUAUUUAAACGCUCACUUGCUUAUCCAUGCAAAAGAGAAGCAGUUUGGUUGCGAUGUGUGUGGAAAAGCAUUUAUUACAAGAGAUUACUUAAGGAAACAUUCUCUGACUCAUUUAAACCAGAAACAGUACCCAUGUGAGAUAUGUCACACGUCAUUUUCUAAAGAAAGCAAUUUAAAAGUGCAUUUAAGAAGCCAUUCAACUGUGAAAUCUGAGGUAUAAGAGAAAUUUGUUAGAUAUUCUAUUAUGAAAACGAGUCAUUUCUUUUCUUAUACUAAUGAGACGCCUUUUAAAUGUAGUUUUGGUGAUAAAUCUAUAAUAUUAAGGGUCCUGAUAAAAAAACGAUGAGGAUUCCAUUUUUUUUAAAUUUUGCAUUAAACAAAAAAUCAGUUUACAGUCAUCUAGACUUGUUGCCAACAAUAUUAACACCAUUCGUUUGUUUUUAUAAUUUUAAUUGCGUAUUAAGGCAAUACAGCACAUCAUGAUGUCUCAAAAAUUUAUUUUAAAAAAUGUAUAUAAUACUAUUUUGAGUGGAUAAAAAUAUUUUAACAAUAUUUUGAUGUAUCAGAAAUAUAUAAAAAAAAUCCAAUUUAAUUCUCUGGCUCUACUAUUUCAUCAGUAAAAAUUGUUUUAUUUUAUGAAGUUUAAGAUUCAACAGUUUGGAAUAGAGUAUUCUUGCUUUAGGUUUAACCAGAAUUUUUUUUUUAAUUUUUAUAGUUACUUUUAUUUCACCAAUGAAAUUGUUAUGGGUCUGUCAGUGUUGCCCUUAUUUUUUUUCUCCACUUUAUGGGGCUUGCCACACCAUUAAAGCCUUAAAAAAAGCACCACGAUGAAAAAUCUUGCUAGGAGUUAGCCGUGAACAUCAUCUUUUAAAAAGGAACCUUAUGAUUUUCUCUCAGCUGACUUCCAAUUGCCUUUUUCAAAUCAAGGCUAUUUUGAGUAGACAGCAUUGAGCAUAUUAUAUCCAUUGAGCUGACAAAAGACUGAAGCCUCAAAAUCAGGAGGUGGAGAGAGAGGAUUGGACCCUCAUCGUUUUUCUUCCGAAUCCUUCAUACAAAACAAAAAUUAAAUAAAUAAAAGUACUGCUUCAAAACGACGAAUAACAACAUUACGAAAUUCAUCGGAUACUAUUCUGAAGUCUGUUUUUGAAAGUCAAAUAAAAACAAUUAUUUUUCCAGAUAUUUAAUUACGUAAGAAGAAGAGUUGUGAUAAAUCUUAAAUAAGCAUAAUUAUUUAAGACGUAAGUUAACUCAAAAUGGUGAAGAAAAUAUUUGUAUAUAUGGGUAAGCGCAGAAAUACAUUAAUGGAAAUAAAGGUCAUUCAGAUCGCGGCAUUUAAAACCAGGAUUAUAAAAAACGAGUUUUAAUCUAGCAAAGGCUGAGCCGGCUUGUAAAGCAAGUUUCUAUGGACAAAUUACAUUGAAUAACAUAUGGACUAUAUUCAGAUGUUAUUUUUUUCUUCAUAUGCCGUUAUAGUUUUAUUAAUUUUACAAAAAUAUUUAUCGUCUUAUAACAUGAUUCAAAGUAUGAAUCAAACAAAAUUAUACCCUUUGUAUCAUUUAAUCUGAAUAAAUUAUUUACA
This is a messenger RNA of Argiope bruennichi, 3544 nucleotides long. RefSeq names its product gastrula zinc finger protein XlCGF62.1-like. The record is from RefSeq and is a predicted model, not a curated record. Lineage: Eukaryota; Metazoa; Arthropoda; Arachnida; Araneae; Araneidae. Bases 1259 to 2185 code for a protein of 308 amino acids. The transcript has 2 exons.